Molecule: messenger RNA, 7391 nt
Organism: Pristis pectinata (smalltooth sawfish)
Lineage: Eukaryota; Metazoa; Chordata; Chondrichthyes; Rhinopristiformes; Pristidae
Product: chloride intracellular channel protein 4
Exons: 6
Coding region: 381-1139 (252 amino acids)
Source: RefSeq, a predicted model, not a curated record
AUGACAUCAUCAGCUUUAAAUAUUCCAGCUGGUUUUUUUUUCCUUAGCGAGUUUGAGCUCACACAAUGACCAUGUAGAGUGAGCAGAGGAAACUGCACAGCUCUAGACUUCACCACCCAGUUUCUCAGGACGUGGCUAAAGAAAGCAUCUGAACUAAGGAGGGGGGGAGAGAGAGAGAGAGUCGAAUUACUACAGGCAGGCAGAUUCUGAACAACACUGAACAGGGUCAGGAACGCAAGAGAGAAUCUCUUUAUUACUGGAGAGUAGCUUGCUGCAGCUGGUCUGAAUUGAGACAGAGAGAAAAAAAGGAGCAAGUCUGUAAACUUGGGCAGAAAGUCAGAGUCAGUAGGCUAUUGAAGAGAUCUCGAAGUUGCUUCAACAUGGCUCACUCAACCCCACUGAAUGGAGUGGACGGACACAAGGAUCCUUUGAUAGAGUUGUUUGUUAAGGCUGGGAGUGAUGGAGAAAGCAUCGGUAACUGCCCCUUCUCUCAACGACUCUUCAUGAUCUUGUGGCUGAAGGGUGUGGUCUUCAAUGUCACAACAGUUGAUCUUAAGAGGAAACCAGCUGACCUGCAAAAUCUGGCUCCUGGAACACACCCGCCAUUUAUAACCUUCAAUGGAGAAGUAAAAACCGAUGUCAAUAAGAUUGAAGAAUUCCUUGAGGAUGUCCUGGCUCCACCUAGGUACAUGAAGCUUGGCACAAAACACCCAGAAUCCAAUACAGCUGGGAAUGAUAUCUUUGCAAAAUUCUCAGCUUACAUCAAAAACUCCAAGCCAGAAGCUAAUGAAGCUCUGGAAAAAGGCCUGCUGAAAACCUUGCAGAAGUUGGAUGAGUAUUUGAACACAGCCCUUCCGGAAGAGAUUGAUGCUGACAGCAUGGAGGAUAUCAAGGCCUCCAACCGCAAGUUCCUGGAUGGAAAUGAGAUGACACUUGCAGACUGCAAUCUGCUCCCAAAGCUUCACAUUGUCAAGGUUGUAACAAAGAAAUAUCGGAACUUUGACAUUCCAAAGUCCAUGACGGGAAUUUGGCGGUACCUGCAGAACGCUUAUACCAGGGAUGAAUUCACAAAUACCUGCCCCGGAGACAAAGAAAUUGAAAUUGCUUACGCAGAUGUAGCAAAACGUCUCAGCAAGUGAUGAUUGGCAGGGCCAGCACAUGCAGCCACUAACAGAAAAGCUUUUGUUAACAGACAACGCUUUCCUUUUAUUGCAUGGUUUUGCAAGUUGUCAGAUAUAAUUUUAUAUCUUCUAUUGGAUUAUAACUUCAGGUAUCUCAGUUUUUACUUUUUUUACAUAUAUAUUUUUUAGGAAGGGCUUUCAAUGUUCUGCCAAUCAAGCAAGCAAUUGCUGAGGUGAUCAUAACCAUAUGGUAAUUGAUAUCCAAGAAGGAGUUGAUUCUCCGUGUAAUGAUGUAAUAGGAAGCUGUGCCUGUAAGACCUUGCACUGUGAACAGUCAUUCUAUAUGCUAUGUAAAAAAUAGCAAAAUGACUGUUUAUCUUACAGUCUAUUUAGAUCACAUUUAAAUGUAGAUAUCAUAAAACCAACCUUGGCCUCAAAAAUUAACAGAUUACAGUGCCUAACUGGUUAAGAUCACAAUAGUUACCACAAACACCUAAGUAUAACCACCUUUACUCAAGCAAGUAGCCUUGAAAGCCCUGGUGUAGGUAUUAUGAAGGACAUACACAUAAAGUCACAAAAUAUUAUAGCAGUAUUCUAUGGAUUACUUUUAUUAAUAUAUCUAUAAUGCUGCAACAAUCAUCAAAUUUGUGAUUGAUUAAUCAUGAAUAAAAUAUUUCCAUUUACCCCAUUCUAAAUUUCAUCAAUAACUAUUUUGACUUUUUAUGCUUGGAUUCAUAUAGUUGCUGUAAUGGGCAGGUGAGCUAGAAAUGGAACAAAAUCAACACUGAGGUAAAAUCUAGUCAUGAGUGGCUGUAGUGGGUGAUACAACAUGCUGUUUAUAGGACAUUUUGUGAGGUUUCAUUAAGCAGAAAUUAUUAUCCUUAUAGGGAAACGCAAGCUCAAGAAAAUAACAAUGGAUUUCUAGCUCUAUGUCUUUCUUGUAAUUUCAAAAAAGUUUGGUUUAUUUGAAUACAUACAGGUAGUUCGAGUGAAUAGUCCCAUUAUGUGAGGAUAUCUCCUUUUUAGUGUACAAAAACAGCUGGUGCUAUUUGUAUCUUGGAUAUUCUCAAGGGAGAUACAUAAAUCCUGAUGUCUUGUGGGCUCUGUCGCUUCACAGAAUGUGUGGGUCAGCGACUUCUUGCAAGAAACAUUUAAGUUAUUCUUGUGUUUCUUUGCCAAUUUUUCUUUCUCCGUAUCUACAGUAAAAUGGCAACCCCAGGAACAAUGCCAUCGCAUGUUUGAAUUACAUGAAAUUCAGAAUAAAAUGAGAGAGAACAAUUCCACUGUUGGUGAUCUCAUUGUUCAAGUAAAUCCUUUUACAUCACAACCUAUAGGCCACUUAACUAAUAGACACUCAGUAACACUCAGUUGUAAUCUAUAAGAAUAGGUAUCAUCUAAAGCUACCUCAGGUUGGCUUGUCUUGCUUUAAAGUGAUUUAUUUGUGUCUUAUGGAUGAUAAAAAGCAAGCUGUCAUUUUCUAACUCAUAACCAAGUUCCCUCUGAGACCAUAUUUUUCUUCUCCAAAUGGUGACUGGCUUUAAACACAAAAAAAAUAGCAAAAUUACUCAAAAUUUUUAAAAUAAAGGCCAAAGUGAUUGUUGCAACAUUAUAACGUUAGCGCUCUAUGAAAUGCAUUGGUAAUGGAGUUACACCACAUUGGUUUUAUUGCAAAACUUUCAUAUUCUUAAACACAGAUGAUAGUCAUUUAAAAUGCCAGUUUAUUUGUUCCCAGUUUAUGUGUACAACCAACGCGUAACACUGCAAAGCACAGUGAAUUUCAUCUACUUAAGCAACCUUAUUCAUUUAACUCCAGCUAACUGAUUACAGAGCAGUAUUUGAGGGCCGUGCUAAAGACUCAUCAAUCAUCACUCUCGCCUCUGGGAAUGGAGGCUGUAUGGUGAGAGAAAAUGGCUCUUUGGAGCACACUGGAGAAUAUGUAUUUUGUUCAAAAAAUAAGCUGCAUAAAACAAGCAGAAGCUUUUUAUUAGCUACCAUACAAGGUCAGAAAAUUUUCCAUUAAUAAAAGUUGACCUGUACAAUUGCAUUUUCUUAUUUAUGCCAGUCAUAUCUUUUAUUUUGUUUUCCCUUGAUAUCAGAGUAACUUCAUUGUAAAUAGGUUUCCCAAAGAUAGCAGAUCCUGUGGGAUGCAUUUCCCAGAGAACCUGUCUGCAAAAUAUCAUUAAGUCAUUUAAAUAAUGGGUCUCACCUGGCACAUUUUCACCUGAAGUCAACAAUUAGGUAAGCAAGCAAACUAGAAGAGUGAUUACCACAUGUUGUGACAAAGUACAAUGGUUCAAAAUGAAUUUCUCCACAACACAACUGCUGGUUAGAGAGCAUGCAUAGAUGAUUACAUUUGGUUUGGCAUGCUUCCAUGUUUAAUUAAAGUAAUAUUUCAGAUUUUAUAUAAUGUUCAGAAAUUGCUGAAUUACUGUAUUUUGUAAAAUAGGAUAAUUUUCAACAUAUUAUUACUAAAAUAAUAUUAAGAGUAAUGUGCUUUUUUUUAAGAAAUGGUUGUGCACCAUUGUCACCAUGAAUUCCCCAACUGUAAACCAUCCGGGCUGCCCACUCUGCUCUGAAAAAAGUCAUCAUCUCUUGAGUAGUAAUAUUAAAAGAAGACUGCAUUACUAGAAUAGAUAGAGUGUUGAACAGGUAGUCAUUGAUUAAUAGAAAAAGUGCAGGUGAGGAAGGCCUGGAGGUCACUCUUGCAUCAUAUGCAGGGAUGAAGAAAUUUGCAUCUGUUUUAAACUGAAACACUGAAAAAUGGAUUGUUGGUGUCAAGAAGUAACUAACAAGUGUGUAGUUUCAGAAGGAUUUGCAAUGAUCUACAAAUAUUAAGUGUAAAGUCACAAGAGGAGUUCUUAGCAUGAAAUAUGUGGUGAUUUUCAUUUUUUAAAAGUCAUUUACAUUUGAUAACUGGAUGUUGUGCAUCUCCUAUUCAUGUGGUUUUGUAACUCUUUGGUUCAGCUUUCUCAUGUUCUAAUAAAUAUUUCCUAAACUAUUUGCUUUGGCCUUUUGUAAACACCUAAAUUGGCUUCAAUGCAGAUGCUGGUUUGUUAAUCCCUACACAAGUCUGGCUAUGUUUACACAGAGUGCAUUAUUUCAAAGUGAACUGGCAUUAAAUUUGCGUUAUGCUUUGAACAAAUGCUUACGUAACAUUCAUGAAGAAAUAAGCAUUUCUUAGAGUGAUAUUAGUUCUGUGCUGACAUGAAUUCAGUGUGUAAACAUUAACUCUGUUAGCUGGGAGAGAAAGUAGGUGGAAGAACAAUACUUUCACUGGGAAUGUGCUCUGUGAAAGAAUUGCAGAUGGUGAUUGUAGUUAACUAUUCUGAUGCAUUAAAGUAAAUCCUUCCACCUCUCUUCUGUGGUUGUCAGGAGUGACUUCCUUUCUUCUGAAUUGAUGGAUUAUUAUAUGUUUUAAAACAACACUCCAAUGCUUAUUUGCAUUUUGCCCUAAGAUACUGAGAAGUAAAGGUCAUCCUAAAACUUUAUCAAUGUUUUCAUUUUCUCAUUAUAUUGAAAAGACUUUUGAGAAAGUUUGUGUGUAGAUGUGAGUAUAUAGGAUGUUUAGACUUAGAAUAUCCCAGACUGUUCCAGCCAAGGCAAAAACAAAUCAAUACCUGUAAAAAAAAAUUUAUGAAAAUAAUGUCCAGUAGGUAGAAAGACAACAAUAUGUUCUCCAAGCAUAUCAAAACUAUAGGGACUAUGACUGACAACAAUUGAGAAGGAGCAAAGACGAAAUUCCACAUAAAAGAUUAGGAAACCAUCACACCAUUAAGCUUUUUAUAAAUUUUGAACUAAGCUAAAUCGAGACUGGCACGAGUGAAGUAAACGGGGCUCCUUCGGGUUAAAGGCAUGGAAAUUUUAGGAACUUAAGGUUGUAGUUGAACAAUAGGAACAUUAGUUUAGCUUGGGGUCCCCAGUGCCAUGUUUAUUUUUUCAUGACUACUUAUUAACAAUUAAUGAUGAGAUGAAAGAAGCAAUCAGGUGAUGUCUAAUUAUGAGUAGAAAUCUCUCAACUGGUACAUUUGGGAUCUGGCACAACACAAAGAUUUCAAAAUGGUAUGCUUAGUUGAAUAAUUAGGUUUAAUAAACCCAAUAUAAAAGCCAAAAUCAAAUAUGCAGUUGCAUUUUGUAAUAUUAUGUUUUUAAAUUUCAUAAGUGAAGUAAAAAUUUGGAUUAAUUUCUUCAAAGUUUACAUGCCUGUGGAUUCUGUCAUCAGUUCUGUCAUUGGCUCUACUUCAAUUUCCAAUGAUUAUGUCAUUGAUAAGCCAGUGGUGUGUUAUAUAGCAUACAGUAUAUCAAUACAAGGGAAGGGGCUAUGUAUUAAACCUCAAAUAUUGUAUUUUCUUGAUAUUUAAACUGUUAACCAAUUGCAGCAGUUUCUGAACUUUAACUAUUUUAUCAUACAAAAGGGCUGAAUACCAAAAUGCCACCAGCUUCUGACAUUGUUGGGACCAAUGCUAAUUGGCCGUUGCCUUAAACUGUUAAGGAUUUGAAAUAGGAAAAUGUAAAAGGGAUUAAGUUGACAUUUGUAAAAAUAUUGUAAUCUCUUUCAGAGUUAACUCUAGCACCAAGGUGAUUAAUAAGUAGCAGAGGAGAACCCAAAGAGAUUCUUCUGACCUAGUGUAUGAUAUGAAUGGAAGGUGUUAUAUUUAACUUUAUCUAUUAGAGGAUCACUGCUAUACAGUAAACUAUGGCUUUGGGCAAAUUUGUAACUUGCUUCAUUUGAAUACAAUUUUAAAUACAUAUAUUUUUAAAGUUGUGAAAAACUGACAACAUUUAGGAUGCUUGUCACAAAAUGCAAUAGCAGUAAGAAAAAACUUUCAGGAUAAGCUGUGAUAGUCUGUUCAAAAGAUAUCUUGUCUUUCAUUAGUUUUUUGACAUUCUUUUUUCACUAAUGAAUGAAUAAAAAUGUAAAUCAUGAUUUUGUUCUUGCCUUCAGGAAAGUUGAAUGCCUACAGUUAUUCUGGACUACAAAAUUCUGUUCUAUUUUUUAAAAAGAUGGUUUAAGAAUGGAGGUAAUCUAAAUCACAUGGAACAGUAUUUGAAAUGGAUCAUUAACAUUAUUGUAAAAGUUUAGAUCAGAAUACUGAUUGCCACAUGCAUGCUGACACGUUGAUUAUGGUACAAUAAUCAUUGUAAUUAUGUGAAAAUUUAAAUUUGUAUACAAUCUCUAAAGCACUUAUUGGAAAGGAAGCCUCAGUCAUUCAAUGGAUAUUCAUAUCCAUUCUCUGUCUCUGCUCUCCUUAAAACUACGCAUGGAUACGAGUAAUCAGAAAGUAAUUUUGCCAUGUUCAUUUACCUUGUAUUGCCAUCAUUUAUUGUAUUAUUUUUAGAAGUAAAUAUGCAUUUUUAAUGUAAUGCUUAUGUUCACUCUGAAGGCAAUUCUUUCUGAGCAGGGUAAAGUCAUUAAAAUAACACUGAUCAAUAAUUAUCAUUAUGCUUUUCCCUGUGAACUGCCAAGGAGCACACAUGUCUUAUCACCUGCAAGGGUGGUGAACAUUGUACUAGUAGCUCUAAAUUGGAUUUGAAGAUUUCAAAAUAAAGUGACUAUUUGAAGCUUCAAUUUCAAAUUUACAAAGACAACAAUUUUGAAAAGAUCAUUGCACUAAUUCAAUCCACCACCACAAAGGAAAGUGGGCAACUUUUGGAUUAUUUUGGACUGAGGCAACCCUUAUUUAAAUUGCUUCAUCAAUCUUCCAUCCAUGGGUUAAUGGUUUCUUAUGGCUGAUGAGAUUUGAUGGGAUACUAAAUUGGCAAGUACCACGUAUGUCCUCUCAAAAGUCAAAGCAAGCUUGAGAUUGACAGGGUAAUGAUUCAUCAAAGAACAAAUUCUAUAUUAACAAAAGACCAAUCAGACAUAGUGAAAACAACAUCUUUGUCUAGUCUUUCUAAAAUCAAUUUAUAAUUUAUGAAGUUUGGGUGGUGAAGAGCAUUAUAUCUUCAACACUGGUGAUAUUAAACAAUUGGUUAAAGAAAGAAAGGGGAUAAGAAUUCAUUUAAUAAUACUGCAGAUUUGGACUUCAUCAUUAUGGACAAGUACCCUGCCACUGCUGAACAUUUUCAUUGGAAGAUAAGUUUAGAGUUAUUUUUUAAAUGCUGGAGACUACAUGUAGAUUGGGGUCUCUUUUCCUCAGACCAACUACGAGUUUCAGUCCCUGUUGUACAGUAUGCUUACAUCUCCCACUGUAUGUUGAACAUAUUGUGCAAAAAACACCAGUACACCACUGGCAGUUGUUAAUAAAAUAAAAUGUAUAUUUUCACAUCUAA